CAGAGCAAGAAGAAGAUGUCAAAAAUGGAUGUAUCUGGUAUCAUUGGAAGAGCAAUAGCUUAUAAAUGUCUAUUAAAAGAUACUAAUAAUCCCCAAUCCUCAUUUGUUGUGCUUCGUUCACUCUCUACAAGCGCUAGAUCUUCUUCUGUAAUAAGAAAUGAGCGAGCCAAUUCAAAUCUCCACGAUGCUGUUCAUUUAUUCAAUAACAUGCUCGAAAUGCGACCAUUGCCCCCAAUUACUCACUUCAACAAAGCUUUAGGGACUAUUACGAAAACGGGUCAUUGCGCCACUACUCUUUCUCUUAUUCAUAAUAAGUUAUAGGGCAUUCGGGUUGAUAUCUACACCUUCAGCAUUGCUAUUAACUGUUACUACCGCCUUAAUCGAGUGGAUUUUGGGUUCUCUCUUUUGGGUACCCUCUUCAAAAGCGGUUUUACACCUAAUGUAAUUACCUUCACAACUCUUAUUAAUGGACUUAUUUUGCAAGAUCAAACUCCUGAAGCUGUGGAGCUUUUUAAGAAAUUAAUGAUAAGUAGAGAAAUUGAACCCAAUGUGGUUAUGUAUGGAACCAUUGUCAAUGGGCUGUGCACAGGGAACACUAUCAGGGCUGUUAGUUUGCUUAGGAUAAUGGAAAAGGGAAGUUGUAAACCUGACACAAUAGUGUAUAACAUUAUUAUUGAUAGUCUUUGCAAGGAUAGAAUGGUGGAUGAUGCUCUCAAACUCUUUUCUAAAAUGAAAGAAGGCAGCAUUCAUCUAAGUGUUGUCACUUAUACUUCUUUGAUUCAUGGCCUAUGUAAUUUCGGUCGGUGGAAGGAGGCUAAUGAAAUUUUAAGAGAAAUGUUGGGUAGUGGUAUUGCUCCGAAUGUUUGUACCUAUAAUGUGUUGAUGGAUGCAUAUACCAAGGAAGGGAUGAUGAAAGAGGCAAAAUGGGUAUUUGAAGUCAUGACGGAAAGAGGUGUGGAUCCUAGUGUAGUCACAUACAAUACUCUAAUGGAUGGAUAUUGUUUGCAACGCCAAAUGGAUGAAGCAAUCAGAGUGUGCAAUACCAUGGAGGAUAGAGGCCUUGAACCAAAUGUUUUUAGCUAUUGCAUUUUAAUCAAUGCCUAUUGCAGGGAGAUGCAAAUAGACAAGGCCAUUCAUAUCUUUCGAGAAAUGCCUCGAAGGGGGUUGAAACCUAACACUGAAACGUUCAAUGCUAUGUUGCAGGGUUUGUUUCGUUCAAGUAGAUGUUCGACUGCUCAAGAACUUCUUAAUGAGAUGCAAGUUGUAGGCAUAAUUCCAAGUACUCAAACAUAUGCUAUCUUGUUGGAUGGCUUGUGCAAAAAUGGGCAUAUUGUAGAAGCAUCCUCCUUAUUCCACAUGAUGGAAAGCAACGAUUUACAUCUUAAUAUUGUUAUAUAUAAUAUCCUCAUUGAUGCAUUUUGCAAGGAUAAAAAGCUUGAUACUGUAAGGGCCCUUUUCAAUAACCUUUCUUUCAAGGGAUUACAUCCUGAUGUUAAAACAUACACUAUGAUACAAGGCCUUUGUGAAGAAGGCCUACUUGACGAAGCCAAAGAGUUGUUUGUGAAAAUUGAACUGAAUGGUUGUUUGCCAAAUGAUGUCACUUACAACAUUGUCAUCCAAGGAUUUCUUGGGCAACAAAAGUACCAUGAGGCGUCUAUACUCCUUGACGAAAUGUUUGGAAGGGGGUUUUCAGCAGAUGCAUCUACUUCUUCCUUGAUUGUAGAUAUACUCUCAACUAAAGGACAAGAUCCUGCUCUCCAAGAAGUGAUAAAGAAGCUCAUGCCCAAACAUAGUUAGGGAAUGCAAGAGAUUGAGUAAAUUUUUUAAGCUAUGAAGGUAAAGUCUAUUAUGGAUAUACAUGCCAUGGCUAGUGUGACAGUGAAGUAUCAAGACUCAAGUGUUAUUGAAGUGGCUAUGCAAUUGCAGGAGCCCAACCUGUAGACAAUUUGUUGAAUUGUGGGUUGUAAUAGCAAAACAAAAGGCUGCAGAGGCUAUGCGUCGCAAAGUGCAGGGCCGACAAUCUUUCUGAAUAGAUUCGUCAACUGACUGAUGCCCUGGGGAUGGAAUGCCUGGUUAACUUGAUGACCAACCACUGCCCCAGUUAAGUCCAUCCUAUGAGGCUGACGGUGGGGGGCAUUGAGGUCUAUUACUUGGUAGCUGGCGCAUGAAUUUUCACUUUUGCUAUCUGCAGUGGGUACAUGUUUAGCAGCCUUUUUCCAGCACUGUAAGCAUCAAAUAAUUUUUAUGCUUAUUUCUA
This is a messenger RNA of Camellia sinensis, 2257 nucleotides long. The record is from RefSeq and is a predicted model, not a curated record. Lineage: Eukaryota; Viridiplantae; Streptophyta; Magnoliopsida; Ericales; Theaceae.